AUGGGAUAUCCAUCUCAAACACCCCCAUUUAAUGGUUAUAUGCCAAUGGUGAAUGGAAAUUUUCAGAGUGUUGGUGAAUAUCCUGAAUUCUCAUCACAAAUAAAUCGUGGUGGAAUGAUAAGAGCUAAUGAAGUCACUCCAAUUUCAAAGGAUACAACUCCUAAGAGCAAGAAAAACCAGCAACCAUUAUGGAACACUGAACAAAAUUUGGUGCUAAUUAGUGGGUGGAUAAAAUAUGGAACAUGCAGUGUUAUCAGGAGAAACCAGACAAGUGAAGCAUAUUGGGGUAAAAUUGCUGAGUAUUGUAAUGAGAAUUGCUCAUUCGAUUCUCCGCGCGAUGUAGUUGCAUGCCGCAACCGUUUUAAUUAUAUGAGCAAAUUAAUAAAUAAAUGGGUUGGUGCUUAUGAUGGCGCUAAGCAUUUUCAAGGAAGCGGUUGGUCGGAAGAUGAUGUUUUGGCAAAAGCCCAGGAAUUAUAUGCAUGUGGGAAGAAUGUUCAAUUUACUUUAAAGAAAAAAUGA
Medicago truncatula (barrel medic) is the source of this 519-nucleotide messenger RNA. Its product is annotated as glutathione S-transferase T3-like. The record is from RefSeq and is a predicted model, not a curated record. The transcript has a single exon. Bases 1 to 519 code for a protein of 172 amino acids. NCBI's taxonomy places the organism in Eukaryota, Viridiplantae, Streptophyta, Magnoliopsida, Fabales, Fabaceae.